Molecule: messenger RNA, 1633 nt
Organism: Harpegnathos saltator (Jerdon's jumping ant)
Lineage: Eukaryota; Metazoa; Arthropoda; Insecta; Hymenoptera; Formicidae
Product: protein couch potato
Exons: 10
Coding region: 230-1234 (334 amino acids)
Molecular function (GO): RNA binding
Source: RefSeq, a predicted model, not a curated record
AGGAGGAGGAGGAGGAGGAGGAGGAGGAGGCCGAGGCCCCCGUGUUUCUUGCGAAGGGAAGGUUAUUUUCCAGUGAUACGUCCUGGAGGCGCCCGUCGUCUUCGCCGGUACAACCAUAACGCCGCCCGCUUUAAAACGACCGAGACGGGACACGGUGGAUUCAUCGCCGCCACCCGCUCGUACCGCAGCCCCCGGCAACCCCGGACCGUCCGGCAAACUUGCCUGCAUAAUGGACGCGCCGCUAUCGCAGAGCAUGGACUCCGUCAACACGGUGGCCACCGGCGAAGACGAGGUGCGCACCUUGUUCGUGAGUGGUUUGCCGAUGGACGCUAAGCCGAGGGAGCUCUAUCUGCUCUUCAGAGCGUACGAGGGGUACGAGGGAUCGCUGUUAAAAGUCACGAGUAAAAAUGGGAAAACAGCGUCGCCGGUGGGAUUCGUGACUUUUCACACGAGGGCAGGCGCGGAGGCGGCGAAGCAGGACCUGCAGCAGGGGGUUAGAUUCGAUCCUGAUAUGCCACAAACCAUACGUUUGGAAUUUGCAAAAAGUAACACAAAGGUUAGCAAACCCAAGCAACCAGCAGCUGCAGCAGCCACCUCGCACCCCGCUCUGAUGCACCCUUUAACGGGACACCUAGGGAGCCCGUUCUUCCCCGGUGGUCCUGAGUUGUGGCAUCAUCCGUUGGCGUACUCUACAGCCGGCGAAUUACCGGGCACGCUGCAACAUGCGACGCUGGUGCAUCCGGCGUUACAUCCUCAGGUCCCCGCGCCUAUGUCCCUGCCGCAUCCUACGACGCUGACGUCGAUACACGCGUCGCUGCCUCAUUUUCUACCGUCGCCGGCACUGGCGUCACCGGUCGGGUCACCCUCGUCGCAGCCCAACAUAGCCGGCAACGCGCAGUGCUCCACCCUCUUCGUGGCGAACCUGGGCCAGUUCGUGUCCGAGCAUGAGCUAAAGGACAUCUUCAGCAGUUUUCCUGGUUUCUCCCGGCUUCGUAUGCACACGAAGGGAGGCUCGCCAGUGGCCUUUAUCGAAUACCAAGACGUUCGCUACGCGGCCCAGGCGAUGGCCACUCUCCAAGGAUCCUUUCUCCUCUCCUCCGACCGGGGAGCGAUACGAAUCGAAUAUGCAAAGUCAAAAAUGGCCGAGGUGGGCUUCACAAAUCUCUGGUUCGAAAUGCAUCGAUGCACUAUGCACCAACCAUCCAACGUAGCAACGUUUACUAAUUGGCUGUAAUAACGCUUGGGACAAAAUCGGGUUUGGAAGGGAACAAAGAGACAAGAAAACGGGCAACCUUAAGAUCGACAUCAACGGCAUGUAAAAGAGGCGGAGGAGAUCGGCUGGCCCAAGGAGACGGCAGGAUGUGCGCGCUCUCGUCGGACAGGACAUCCACCGACGGAAGAAAAGCGAGAGAAGGAGCCACGCGCAGGAAGCCGGACUCACGCUCGCAGUCGAGCGCGCUCAUCAGCUCAUCGGCAGAGGGAGAGAAAGAGAGAUGGAGGGUGGGCGAUAACGUGGGACGCGGAAGCACGUAGUAGAUACAUACACACACGACCACACACACGAAAAGUCGAGAAGGGAGAGAGAGAGAGCGAGAGAGAGAGAGAGAAAGAGAGAGAGAGAGCGAGAGCGGGA